AUGUCAAGCGUCAAAGAGGAGUCAAAGCCGGUUGUCAGCAAAGCCGGCAAGAAGAGAGUACAUCGGCGACAACGAGCGAAAGAACAAAGAACGGCGGACAGCGAUAGAAGCAACGAUGAAGAUGAGUCUGCGCGAGAGACUGCUGCCGGAAAGAAGCGACGUCAAAAUCCAAUGUUACAAACGGUAGACUAUAUAGCUGAUAUGCAGAAAAAGGGUGGCAAGAAUAUUUACCUUGUCAAAUGGUCAGGUUGUUCAUCUGAAGCGUCCACAUGGGUUUCUGGAAGACAGUUUAAAGCACCAGAAAAGCUUAAAUUUGCUCGAUUGAGGAAUGUCGCCCGCCGAGUGAUAAAGAAGCUCCUCAAUAAGCAAAAAGAGUCAGUU
Mesorhabditis belari is the source of this 381-nucleotide messenger RNA. NCBI's taxonomy places the organism in Eukaryota, Metazoa, Nematoda, Chromadorea, Rhabditida, Rhabditidae. The record is from the annotation of a GenBank genome assembly.